AUGAUGCAAGAAUCUGGGACGGAGGUGACGAGCAACGGACCAGCCAGUCAAAAUGGAGGCGCCGGCGUGGAGGGCGUGCCCAGAGAGGGCCGAUCCAAAAGCGCCACGCCGUCGGUGGACGUGACGGCUGCGGACCUCCUGCAUCUCCAGCAGCACCAGGUAGACCCGCUCCCCUUUUCGCACCUGCGUGCGCGCCGCGCCGCCACGCCGGGAGAUUUUCACCCCGGCAGACUUGAGGCGAACAGACAAGCUCUUUCUGUUGGUGUCAGCGUUAUGUGUGGCACACGACAGCGCGCUCAAGGAAGCAUCACUGAAAAGAUCAGUGUGUCUUCUGCUAUCUCGGUCUAUCCGACAACACCACUAGGGUUGUUGUCAGGAGCUGUUUGGUGA
Molecule: messenger RNA, 390 nt
Organism: Menidia menidia (Atlantic silverside)
Lineage: Eukaryota; Metazoa; Chordata; Actinopteri; Atheriniformes; Atherinopsidae
Source: the annotation of a GenBank genome assembly